This is a messenger RNA of Orycteropus afer afer, 2070 nucleotides long. RefSeq names its product zinc finger protein 45. Gene Ontology annotation, biological process: regulation of DNA-templated transcription. NCBI's taxonomy places the organism in Eukaryota, Metazoa, Chordata, Mammalia, Tubulidentata, Orycteropodidae. The record is from RefSeq and is a predicted model, not a curated record. The coding region runs from base 1 to 2070 and encodes 689 amino acids. The transcript has 4 exons.
AUGACCAAGUUCAAGGAAGCAGUGACUUUUAAGGACGUGGCUGUGGUCUUUACCGAGGAGGAGCUGGGGCUGCUGGACUCCGCCCAGAGGGAGCUGUACCAGGAGGUGAUGCUGGAGAACUUCCGGAACCUGGUCUCUGUGGGGCAUCAGUCCUUCACUCCAGAAGUAAUCCCCUCCUCAUUAGAGAGAGAAGAAAAGCUUUGGAUGAUGAAGCCAGCAACCCAAAGAGAGAGCCCUUCAGGAGGCAAGAAUCUAAGUGAGAUGGAGAUUCUUCAAGAAGUAGAAUUAAGAUACCCGUCACAUGAAGAGCUUCUCUGCUCGCAAAUCUGGCAACAAGUUAUAAGGGAGUUAACCCGGGGUCAGGAUUCUAUGAUAAAUAUUCAAGAAACUAUUUCUCACUUCCAAAAACAAAGCGAUGUACUCCAUAAAGAAGAGGAGUUUGGUAAAAGCCUUAAUCAGAGUCCAUAUCUUCAAGUUCAUGAGAGUGCCCACAUUGGAGAAGAACCUUUGGUAGAGGAGGAAUGUGGAAAAGGUUACAUUUGGAGCUCUCAUCUUCAACUAAACCAGAGGAUGUAUGCAGAAGAGAAGCCAUGUAAUUGUGGAAAAUGCGAUGAUGCUUUCUAUAGGUUUUCAAGUCUUCAAGCCCAUCAGAGAAUCCACAAUAGAGAGAAAUCAUACAAGCAUGAUGCGUUGUGUGAGGACUUCAGUCAGUGGUCAUAUCUUCAUCAUCAUCAGAGAGUCCACACUGGAGAUAAUCCAAACAAAUAUGAGGAGUGUGGGAGGAAUGUUGGGAAAAGCUCACAUUAUCAAGCUCAUCUAAUAGCCCACACUGGAGAGAAACCCUAUAAAUGUGAGGAGUGUGGGGCAGAUUUUAGUCAGAGUUCAUAUCUUCAAGUCCAUCAAAGAGUCCACACUACAAAGAAACCUCAUAAAUGUGAUGAAUGUGGCAGGGGCUUCAGUUGGCGUUCUCGACUACGGGCUCACCAGCGCAUCCAUACUGGAGAAAAACCAUACAAGUGUGAUGCAUGUGGUAAAGUCUUCAGCUAUAUCUCAUACCUUAAUAUUCAUUGUAGAAUCCACACAGGAGAGAGACCUUAUAAAUGUGAGGAGUGUGGGAAGGGCUUCAGUGUGAGUUCACACCUUCAAGCUCAUCAGAUAAGCCACACUGGAGAGAAACCAUACAAAUGUGAGGAGUGUGGGAAGGGCUUCUGUCGAGCCUCAAAUCUUAUGGACCAUCAGAGAGGUCAUACUGGAGAGAAGCCAUAUCAAUGUGAUGCAUGUGGGAAGGGCUUCAGUCGUAGCUCAGAUUUUAACAUUCAUUUUAGAGUUCAUACAGGGGAAAAACCAUAUAAAUGUGAGGAGUGUGGUAAGGGAUUCAGUCAAGCCUCAAAUCUGUUGGCCCAUCAAAGAGGCCACACUGGAGAAAAACCAUACAAAUGUGGUACAUGUGGGAAAGGCUUCAGUCGUAGUUCAGAUCUUAAUGUUCAUUGUAGAAUCCACACAGGAGAGAAACCCUAUAAGUGUGAGAAGUGUGAUAAGGCCUUCAGCCAGUUCUCAAGUCUUCAAGUCCAUCAGAGAGUCCACACUGGAGAGAAACCAUAUCAGUGUGCAGAGUGUGGGAAGGGUUUCAGUGUAGGUUCCCAGCUUCAAGCCCAUCAGAGAUGCCACACUGGAGAGAAACCAUAUCAGUGUGAGGAGUGUGGGAAGGGCUUCUGUCGGGCCUCCAAUUUCCUGGCUCAUCGUGGCGUCCACACUGGAGAGAAGCCAUACCGAUGUGAUGUGUGUAGUAAGCGCUUCAGACAGAGAUCAUACCUUCAAGCCCAUCAGAGGGUCCACACUGGAGAGAAACCAUACAAAUGUGAGGAAUGUGGGAAAGUCUUCAGUUGGAGUUCAUACCUUCAAGCCCAUCAGAGAGUCCACACUGGAGAAAAGCCAUACAGAUGUGAGGAGUGUGGGAAGGGCUUCAGUUGGAGUUCGAGUCUUAUAAUUCAUCAGCGAGUCCAUGCUGAUGAUGAGGGUGCUAAGGAUUUUCCUUCAUCACGGAAUUCACACAGGAAAGAAUCUUUAUAA